UGAUGAUAAUUGUGGUAUGUUUAUGUCAUGUUUUCAAUUUUACGAGUCAGGUAAACAACCCUAUGUAUAAACUGGGUGACGAAUACUGGAUAUCGUGACAAACAUUUCAAGCAUGGAUAUAAUCAGUGCUUCAAAAUAGUGAUUAUAUUUUGUUAAAGAAUGAGUUAUCAUCAUGAUCGAUUAAAUGUCAUAUUUUAUGUUAGUUUGGCGAAAACUGUUAUUGUCAUAAAUCACUGCUUAUAAUAAAGCAAUCAAAAACACACAUAGUGACAUACAAAAUGGAGGACCCUGGUUUGGAUAUUCAAGUUCAGGAAACACGUGGGGACGACGGCAGCUACAAGUACGCGUUCACUUACGAGCGCGCGACGCUCUACGAGUUCAAAUACGAGCGGAAGGCGACGCCAGAUCCGGUGGACCCCUGCUAUCGCUGCUACCGCCGGAUAUGGGACAAGGAGCAGAUGGUCAACGUCGGCGUCCUCUACCACAAGGCGUGCUUCCGAUGUCGGAUCUGCGGCCUUCCGCUCACCAUGCAAACGUUCCACCGGAACGACGCCAAUGGCUCGCAGGAUCGCGAGGUGUACUGUCGGACGCACGUGGGUAAAGCCAUUAACCAGAUUCAGCAGGAACGCGCCAUCAUCGAAGGGCUCGAGGACGGAUUCGGCUCGCAAAGUUUGCGUGACAAACCGAUUUCGGCCAUAAAGGCGGCGCCAGACUUCACUCCAAAGCCCAGCCCCCGUGGUAGCCCGAAGGGUAGCCCCGCUGGGUCGGUGCAGCACACGCCCUCCAAGCAUGACCUACAUAACACCAGCAUGGCCUCCAGCAUGGUCAGUGUCACGCCGCGCAGCCUCAAUGGAACGUCCUGGCUGACUGGCACGGCUGAAAGUACCCUCGAGUACACGCUGAUGACGGGUGGUCUGUACGGGCGACCCAGGCCCAUUCUCCAGAGUUAUCAGGAUUUCGAAAAGUUCCGAGUUUUUGAAUCUCAAUGGACGCUGGAAAGCCGGCACCGCGAGGAAGAGGAACGGCUGCAGCGCUUCCUGUUGGAGGAACGGGAAAAGGAAAUGCGGAGGCUCGACACGGUCGUCGACCAAGAGAAAGAGCGCGCCGCCUCAGAACUCCUGGCUAGCAUGGAUCCAAUGACAGUUCAGAAGAAUCCACAGGCGCUGGUGGCGGGGCGGGAGCGCAUCGAGGAGCACUUCCGGAAUGUGCGCGACGACCGACUUCGCAACAUCCAGGAUAAGGUGGCGACAGAGGAGAAGGCGCGCGCAUCCCGGAUGCUGGACAGGCAGUGCCAAGAAAUGCUGGUCCUCAUUGCGGAAAAAGAUCGGAUGGCGGAUACGAGCUGCAUUUACGACCAUUCCAUGAGACCGCCUGUGCUGCCGCCAGAGGGCAGGAAGUCCAAACUGUACAAGUCACCGAUUAUAUUUGAGCAAAUAGAUAAACGGGCAUUAGAGUUAUCAAAUCGGGACUAUAACACAUUCACGGACCUCGUGCGAGAUCUCACUCGAGACUGCCAGUCCGAGCUCGAGAAAUGCAGAGCGUUGUUCCGCUGGAUCAUCGCAAAGGACAUUGGGAAGACGAGUGGACGUGACAUCUCGCGCCCCAAUUCGUCCUUGACAUUGCUGAAGGGCGUGAAGAGCGGACGGGAAACGUACCACCAACUGUUCAAGAAGCUCUGCAGCUACGCUGGGCUACAUUGUGAAAUCGUUCUCGGCUUUUCAAAGGGCGCGGGAUACAAGCCGGGCAUGAAUCUCACCGGAAACGCUUUCCGGAACUCUUGGACCGCUGUCGCCAUCGAAGGAAACUGGCGGUUCGUCAACGUUACGUGGGCGGCACGGCAGGUGACCGGCCUUAAAGAGGAACUUCCGGAAAUGUUCACCAAGUAUGAUGAAUUCUACUUUCUUACAGAUCCAGAAGACUACAUUUACCAACAUUACCCGGACGAGGCGUCCUGGCAGUUACUUGAAAUUCCACUUCCGUUUUCGGAGUUCACGAACUUGCCAGUUGUAAAGUCGCCUUUCUUUAAUUACGGUUUACGGUUUUAUUCCAAUUACGGUGCGACGUUAGUAACAGAUACGGGCAUGGUUGAAGUUCGGGUCACCAUGCCGAAGAUUCUUGGGUUCGGUUCGUUAUUGGAAGCGCAAGACAAGGCGACUAACACCUCGAAUUUAGAGGGGCGCACAUUGUUGCGGUAUGUGAAAAACGAGGCCAUAUUUACUGUGAACGUUCCCAAGCCGGGCUUGUACUAUUUCUCCAUUUACACGGGUGACUACUGGAAGGCGGAUUGUUUGGAAAGUGCUUGUUCAUUCGUAGUUCAUUGUACGCCCAACAUGAGAGGAGCUGCACCGCCAUAUCCACCGGUUCCUUUCUUUGGACCGACGCCCGUGAUGGAGAAAUUCGGCAUAGUGGCAGAAAAUCAAAUUGACCCUCUGAUUGUCUCGGAUAGCGACUACCUAGACAUAGUGUUUAACAUGGACAAAGAAAUCAAAGUGACUCACACGUUCCAAUAUUACGACGCUCACGCAGGGACCGUCAAUGACAUUGACAGGUACGUGUUUUUGAAGUCCAGAAACGAAACAGGAGCGACGUACAUGAUUCGAUGCCCAAAGGAGGGCUUCUACAUUUUCUCCUUGUACGCGACCCAGGCGGACGGUGCCGAGAGCCAGUCAUUAGACUGCGCCUACAGAUACCUGAUCAUCUGUCAGGAACCUAACCCCGCAGUGGUGGCGUUUCCGCGGACCUACCACCGCUGGCAGCGUUGCACGCUCCACGAACCCGUUUCCGGUGAUCUCAUGACCAACAAGCGCUACACCUUCCGGUUAGACGUGCCACAGGCGUCGGAGGUGUUCGUCGUCAUUGGGGAGCUCUAUCAUCACCUGAAGCGGAAGUUAGGGUUCACAUGGGAAGGGAAUAUCCCAACCGGAAAUGCAUCAACGGCGCUGAAGGUGGUUGCGCGAUUCGCCAUGACCGGACAAGAGUGUUCGAUAUUCGCGCACCUCUUGGAUUACGAACUGGUGGCAGAUGCAGAAACAGAGAUUUGAUAGUUGUAUAUAUUAUUAAAAUCUAAACGUGAACAAAAUAUGUAUACGUGCCAUUGGAAGUUAGUUUAUGCAGUAUAUAGGAGCACGCACUUUCGUAUUUCGGUUUACUUUUGCGUAUAAUUCAAUAACUUAUCAGGCCAAAAUAUGUUCAUUGUUUCUUACGUACAUUUACAGAAAAAUAGGGCAAGAAAGUCGGUCAAACUUCUUUUUUUUACUUUUAACGAUAUGCGAGUUUUUUUUCUCACUUUAAGGUCUAACAGCAGAGAGAUUGCAAAUUUCUAUUAAACAUGCUUUCUUGAAUUGAUUGUAGUUAACCCAUGUAUGCCUAGCGUCUAAAAAAAGGCCUUGGCAAGCAGCGUAGACCCAGAUGAGACGACGCAUGAUGCGGCGUCUCAUAAGGGUCUGCGCUGUUUGCUUAAAUUUCUGUAAGAAAUAUUCUAAAUAUAGAAAUAAAUAUACUAAACAACCCUAAUUUUGGAAAUAGAUUGAUCAAACUUAGAAGGAUGGGAGAGUCCACUAGGCAUAAAUGGAUUUAGGUAUUAGAACUGCAAUACUACAUUAUGAUUUUCAAUUUUGGUAUUGUUAAUACAUGUGUACGUUAAUGAUUCUAAAUGCAUUUAUGAUUGA
This is a messenger RNA of Dreissena polymorpha, 3668 nucleotides long. Its product is annotated as hillarin-like. Bases 279 to 3041 code for a protein of 920 amino acids. The transcript has 7 exons. The record is from RefSeq and is a predicted model, not a curated record. Lineage: Eukaryota; Metazoa; Mollusca; Bivalvia; Myida; Dreissenidae.